CCUUGGCUCAUGGGGCGGGCAUGGGACCCGCAGGCAGAAAGGCUAGGCGCCCUGUGUGAAGGCUACAUGGAGCUAGGGGUUGAGGCCAUGGCGUGAUGACAUGAUGGAGGAGGAAGCACAGGAUGGAGCAGAGGCGCCUGCGGCAGAGGAGGUGCCUGCGGCAGAGGAGGUGCCUGCGGCAGAGGAGGUGCCUGGAGCGGAGGAGGUGCCUGGAGCAGAGGAGGUGCCUGGAGCAGAGGAGGUGCCUGGAGCAGAGGAGGUGCCUGGAGCAGAGGAGGUGCCUGGAGCAGAGGAGAUGGAGGCGCCUGAGCCUGAGCAUGCCAUGGCGGAGCGUGAUCUCAGCCCCCGGCCACCGGAACCACGACAGGUGCGGAAGCGCCUGGCGGUGACGUCCCCGGGCUUUGGGGUCAUGUCGCGGGCGGCCGCGGCAGCGGCCGCGGCGACACCGGUGCUGGAUGACCCGUACCUGGUGGUGGAUGCGAAGGAAGCGAAGCAGAGGCUUCGCAGAGUCGCCCUCCUGGCGAUCAGUGGAGCCGAUGCUGAAGAAGGCGUGGGGCUCGCUGAGUUCAUGGACAGCCUGAAGCAGCUCCAUCCCAGCGCCCAAGCUGACAUGGAGAGGUGCGGCUGCUCCUCCCUGCGGGAGCUGCUGCCGGCGGUGGGCGGGGCCCGCGUCGGCCAAAGAGCCGCCGACGCCGAGGAGCGGGUCUUCCCAGAGGAGGAGGGCCAGGCGAACGGGAGAAUCACCCUGAAGGUGGACAGGACAGGCGGCGCGGCCCUGGGGCUGAAAUUGGCCUCCGACGAGGACCAACGCGCCCUUGAGAUCCUGGAGGUGAACGAGGGUCUGGUGAAGGAGUGGUGCUCAAAGUGGCAUUGCCAAGUCUUCAAGGGCGACAGGAUCAUCGCGGUGAACGACCAGCGCGGCGACAGCCGCAAGCUGCUGGACCUCAUUCGACAGCAUCAGCAGCUGGUGCUUGUCAUCGUGCGUGGCCGAGGAAGAAGGCGGCCCCCGCCGCAGCGAGGACCUCCCCGCCGGAAGCCGGGGUCGGAGGCGCAGAUCCCGGGGGCAGCCGCCAAGAGCGCAUCGCGGCGGCCCAGGUCCCUGCGGCGGCAGCUAUGGCGGGGUCGAGGAAGAAGCCGCGGCAGCCGGGCGCGUCGGCGCCGGAAGCGGAGGAGGUCCAGCCGCUCCCGGGAGAGCCGUCAUGCACAGGAGGCGCGGAAGUUGCUGGAGAAGAUCUCGCACCGCGCCAGGUGCGGCGUUUGCACGGAGUUGUUGGGCGCCUACGGCACCCUAGACCUUCGCAAGUGCGGGCACCCCGUGCACGCGCAGUGCCUGGUGGGCGCCGAGCGAGACAGCGAAGGCCAGAUCGUGUGCAAGGCCUGCGAAGCGGAGGCGCAGAAGCGUUUGAAGAGUGCACGGCGGAAGGCCCGCGACUCCAGCUCGAAGAGUUCAAGCUCCAGGAGCGAGAGCAGCAGCUCCGAGGAUUCCAAGCCGCCAGGCGCGCUGUUUGCGAUCCGCGGCUCCUCUCGCUUCUGCUCCAAAUGCGGGCAGCACUUGGGCUGGGUCGAAAGGGCCGCUUCGACGCAGCAAGCGGCCGCGGAGGCUUUGUGCGAAGGCUGCCAAAGGGCGGCGCAAGUCGAAGCGUCCGAAGCAAAAGAGGCGGAGGAAAGCGACGAUCAGAUGGAGGUGGACGAGUGGGGCUUUCAGAUGGCCAUAGACCAGGUACGGGAGGCGUCCGGCGACGCUGCGGCGGUGCUGGAGGCCCUCCUGAAGUCUAAGCCUUCGGAGGAGUUUCUGAAGGCUGGGGAGUGGGAGACGACGCUGGCCGACCUGGACCUGAAGCCGCCCGAGGGCGCGCGGGCCGCCGCGCUGGCGGCGAGGCUGCUGGCGCUGUGGCGCCGAAAAAGUGGCCGAGGCGGCGAAAAUGGCGGUGAGGCUGCGCAAAGUACCGCAGCAACGCCACCAGACGCCAAGUCGGAAGCUGGUCCAGGCCUUUCAAGCGGCCCUCUGACUAAGGGCUUCCUGGGCGCGCUGCUGCAAAGAGCACGGCAGAAGGCGAAGGAUCAGCGGGCGGGCCGCGAGGAGGCUGAGGAAGAGGUCAAGGCCCCUGCCAAGGCUGAGACCCCGCGGCCGAGCUCGCAGGCUCCUGGGCAGUGGCUGCCGGGUUUGCCGCUGCCGCCCAUGUACCCCUGGGUGGCGGCGUCGCAAGCCUUGCCCUACUGACC
Molecule: messenger RNA, 2223 nt
Organism: Effrenium voratum
Lineage: Eukaryota; Dinophyceae; Suessiales; Symbiodiniaceae
Source: the annotation of a GenBank genome assembly